GGCUUGGCGUGAUCCUUUCACUCAUACCACUCCGCCUCGAAGGCAGUGUCCCGCUCCUUGACGACGACAUCUCGAAACAUCGAGUCCGACCCCGAUCAUGUCCAACCCAUCAACCAUACUCGCGCCGUCUCCUGCCGCAGGUGCACGUCUGUCCAACGAACGAUCCAAAGAAGAACUGGAACUCGCCGAACGCUUGAUCGAACACUCACAAGGCAUCCAACAUGGCCCAACGAUAGCCGAUCGUCGCACUACACCAUCAACAGUAGACGGCGGAAGCAGAAGUGGUGGAGAUGUCGAACGACUGUCGGAUGACGGAGGCAGUGAGACGAGUCUCUCGGCGCAACAACAACAACAACAACUUACACCACAACACUCGCAUCACCAGCAACAACAGCAGAAUCUACAACUACCGUCCAUCCACGAACUCACGUGGGUAAAACAGAGGAAACCCUUCAACACAGGCAUGGGCGGAGCCGGCCAAGUGUGCAGUAACUGCGGUACAACGCGAACACCUUUAUGGCGACGCUCACCAGCCGGCGACACGAUAUGCAACGCCUGCGGACUCUACCUCAAAGCACGAAACCAAAUGCGCCCCGUCAAUCUAAAACGAGGAGCUCAAACAUCCCCCUCCGGCCAACAGCAACAACAAGAGCAAUCGACGACAGCGUCGGGCAAUAGGAAGAGCUCAUCACCGUCGGCGGCCAAGCAGCUCGGAGGAGCAACAUACGUCGCCGACACGACAUCCAACGGCACAUGCCCCGGUGGAGGUCGCUGUAAUGGCACAGGAGGCCACGACGGCUGUAACGGAUGCCCUGCAUACAACAACCGUGUGAGCAAGACGGCACAGAUCGCUCUGGCGCAAGCAAACGACAGUCGCGCGCACGGCCAGCCUCCCGGUCAACACGCCGCCAGCCAGAGCCCGUACCCGCACGCGCAAAACAGCCCCGGUCCCGGCCCCAGCCAAGCGCCCGCUGCCAAUGUCACCGUGGCCUGCCAGAAUUGUGGUACGACAAUUACGCCAUUGUGGAGACGCGACGACAACGGACACACCAUCUGCAAUGCCUGCGGUCUCUACUACAAGCUCCACGGUGUCCACCGCCCCUCCGGCAUGAAGAAGUCGGAGAUCAAGCGUCGUCGCAGAGUCAUGCCCGCUACCAACGAUCAACAUCUCGCUCCUUUUUCCGUCAACAACUCGCAGCCCAUCUCACCUCCGCCUGAGCCCGCAGCCCAGAGAUCUGUUCCGCCAUACUAUCCCCAGUCGCAACAACAACACCACCCCGAACACUCGCAUGCUCACACUCACCACCUCCCGCCUCCUGCUUCUCUCGAUGCCCCUCGUCACCAUCGCGCCCCCAUCGCUGUCGACUUUACGCAUUUCGGCAAGCCAUCACGCCCGAUAUCGGCCGAACAGCCCGAAUUCGCUCAUGCUUCGACUCUACCCAUCUCGCGCAAACGUUCCUUCUCAAUCAGUAACGCUUCCGAUCAAGUGCGCCAGCCCCUUUCGCCAGCAUACCCUCGUAGCGAUCGCAGUCAAAGGAGCGAAGCAGAAAACAUUGAUCCUUCCCUGUCUGCUCCACCGCCCGCUCCUGGCUCCACUAGCUCCAUGCAAGACUACAAAGCUCCUCUGGCCGUCAUGGGCGUUGCCGACCUCUCGCAGCAGAGCCAACCAUCGCGACAAGAGAAGAAAGCACGACUGGAACAAGAGAUGGCAAUGAUGAGGGCAGCGCUCAUGGCUAAAGAAAGAGAAAUGGCAGAGUUGAGCGACUAGUAAUCACGACAUUCACGAUUUCCUUUAUUGUUUUUGCAUGGCCUGGGCUUAGGUGGCUCUUUAUGAUAUCUGUACUUUUCAGCGUAGCAAGACGGCACGCUUGGGGAGGUAAAACCCGGCUCGACUUUUCGCUUCUAUUCGAGUUCAAAGGAGCUGGGAGACAAAGGUUGCAUUUCGCAGUGUGCAUACAAGAGCUGGGUAUGUAGGUAGCUACAGUGCAAAACUA
This is a messenger RNA of Aureobasidium subglaciale EXF-2481, 1994 nucleotides long. RefSeq lists its product as uncharacterized. Gene Ontology annotation, molecular function: zinc ion binding; DNA-binding transcription factor activity, RNA polymerase II-specific; RNA polymerase II cis-regulatory region sequence-specific DNA binding. Gene Ontology annotation, biological process: negative regulation of transcription by RNA polymerase II; positive regulation of transcription by RNA polymerase II. The transcript is spliced from 3 exons. The record is from RefSeq and is a predicted model, not a curated record. The coding region runs from base 98 to 1768 and encodes 556 amino acids. Lineage: Eukaryota; Fungi; Ascomycota; Dothideomycetes; Dothideales; Saccotheciaceae.